UACAUUUUAAAUACUACCUUUUCUUGUGCAUACAACACAACUGCACAACACCCUAACACACUUUAUUCUUACGCGCAUUUCGUGGUUACAUUCGUAAACAAACAGCGAACUGUCAAAUUAUCACGUACUACAUUUCUUCUACAACGAAAAGAGGAAAAAUGUAAAAGACAUUAAGCGAAAUGAAUUAUAAUAGAAUACAUAAAAAGAAAUUAGAAAAAUAUUAAAUUAGAAGUUCUCUAGAAAGUCGAUUAAAAAAUAUUGUCUCCACUCAAUUAUAAAGUGUAAAUAAACAAAAAAUUCGAGAUAAAAACAAAAAUGGUACUCCGUUCAGGCUGCAUUAUUCCCUUUCAGUUCCGCGACAAUAAAAAACUUUUGAUGAUCGGUGUACCUGAGGAAAAUCGAAAUUUAAGCAUUUGGGAUUUAAAAAAUGUUGUGCGAGCGGCAUUCGGGGUUUAUAAUUUCGAGUUCCGCAAUAAGAAGAUUGGAUUCAUCAUACCAGACGAACUGUUGCUCAACUACUUGGCGCAGCGUCAUGACCUGACCAAUUUCGUUAUAGAAGUAGGACAGGUUAAAGAUAAAUCGAUGAGGAAUAAGAAUGCAAGUUUCGACUCUCGAUGCUCUCAAAAGUUAAACAUUCAAUUAUCUCAAAAAUCCGACGAUAGUGUAGCAAAUGAGUAUACCGACGAAUAUGUCAUAGUUAAUGAAGCUUUGAGUUCUCCAAGGCAAGGAAACAAUUUAAAUGAGCCACCGAACAAAAUACGUAUAUCUCAAGCAUAUACAGCACGUUUGUCAGAGUCCCCCAUACGGUCAAUGGAUCAAUCAAUCGAUAUUAUGGAUAAAGUUGAGGAUUCAGUCUGUUUUGAGAAUGAAAUGGAUUUUAAAGUGAAGGAAGAAAUACCAAGCACAAAUUACUCUGAGCAAAACUUGUCAUUAACAAACCAAACCAUACAUAAUCAGCAUAAAAUGCAGCAAAUUUUAGCCAUUAAAAAAAACCCACAUUAUUCGCAAGAUGAUUCCACAAAUGAGCAAUUAAGGUCUACACAUUCUCCAGUUACUGGUGUUAUAACUGCUAGGCGCUUUAAAAUGUUUAAACAAUUCGGUAAAGUCAACAAUAAAAGCACCCACCACAUACGAAGCCCAAUAACCCAACCCAGUAACAUUCACAACAACCCAACGAUAACCAACAGUGAAUGUUUUAGAAAGAAGCGUCACUCCCGUUGGAACACAGAAGAGGAGCAAGUCCUGUUAGAGUUGUGGGAGAAAAAAUUGCCACAACUACGUGGACAGAAAAGGAAUGGUCAUGUGUAUGUGGAAAUAGCGGAUGUGAUGUGCCAAAAUAAUUUUGAUUUUAAUGCGGCGGAGAUACGACACAAAAUUAGAAAUUUGAUGAACAGAUAUAAAAAAGAAAAAAAAAUGGGGAUACCAUCUGAUUGGCCAUAUUUUGAGAAAGUAAAAAUGUUACUGGAAAGCUACAAGAGCCUCGAUAUAGAGACGGUAGUUGAAGAAAGCAUAAAAACAAAAAUGGUACUCCGUUCAGGCUGCAUUAUUCCCUUUCAGUUCCGCGACAAUAAAAAACUUUUAAUGAUCGGUGUACCUGAGGAAAAUCGAAAUUUAAGCAUUUGGGAUUUAAAAAAUGUUGUGCGAGCGGCAUUCGGGGUUUAUAAUUUCGAGUUCCGCAAUAAGAAGAUUGGAUUCAUCAUACCAGACGAACUGUUGCUCAACUACUUGGCGCAGCGUCAUGACCUGACCAAUUUCGUUAUAGAAGUAGGACAGGUUUUUGAACCUAAUAAAGAUACAUAUCCACCAGAAUUGACCUGCAAUAUUUGCCAUUGUGCUACCAAAAAACCUUUAGAUAUACAAGAGACUACGAAUAUAUCCAGCCAUCUCAGUCAAAUGACCAAUUUAAGUGCCAUAAAUUCACAGAACUCCGAAAAUGCAGAAAGUGCAGAUGAACAGCCGCCGCCUUUGAAAUUACGUGCAACACAUUCACAUAAUCCCACUGUUAUAACAACGCCGAAUCACACCACAGACGCUGAUCAUUUGGUAGACGAAUCGAAAUUCAAUUUUGCCACAGGACUGCCACCACCUACCGAUAUUGAUGACGCCGAAGACUCACAGCCAUCCUCCAAAUCGUAUGCUGGCAUAACUGAUGAGGAGCAACAGCAAUUGCACCAGCAACAACAACAACACCAUGAAUUCGAACGCUGGAAUGAGUACUUAAUGCAUCAGCACCAGCAACAACAACAACAACAGCAACAUCAGCAACAAGUUGAAGCACUCAUGCAGGAAACAUCGACGAAUAAUUUAAGGCAACGCAAAGAACGUAUGUCAAAGAAACAAAAGGAGGUCUACGUCAAUUUUUUGGAACAAAAUCCUAUCAUUAAUGAUCGUCGUAGAAAUGAUCCUUACCUUGAUCCUUUUUGGAUAAAAUUAGCGGAUAUAUUAAAUUCAGUGCCGCAAGGUGCUGUAAAACAUGUAGCAGAAUGGAAGCAGACCUUUGACAAUUGGCGUUAUCGUAUAUUCCUUUAUGCGCGCUUUAAUUCCAAAUUGGCAGGCGAUGCAACACUAGAUUCAAGAAACUUUAAACCACUAACACAGACCGAUAAACGUGCUUAUAGCAUAUGGAUACGUAAUCCAGAUACAGCGCCACCAGAUUUAGAGAAAAUGCGUAAUGUUUUUAUUAAUUUAGAGGAUACGCAACAGGACUAACGUUUGCGAAAAAAGCGUAGUAACUGAACUAAUCAAAAUCACUGAUUAAAUCAGUCACAAUACACUAAUCGAUCGUUUGAUUAAAACAUCUUUAUUAAGAGGCCAAGCCUGAGUUAUUGAAGAUAAAAAAAUUGUGUA
This is a messenger RNA of Teleopsis dalmanni, 2847 nucleotides long. RefSeq lists its product as uncharacterized. The transcript has 11 exons. NCBI's taxonomy places the organism in Eukaryota, Metazoa, Arthropoda, Insecta, Diptera, Diopsidae. The record is from RefSeq and is a predicted model, not a curated record. Gene Ontology annotation, biological process: positive regulation of DNA-templated transcription. Gene Ontology annotation, cellular component: nuclear body. Bases 316 to 2709 code for a protein of 797 amino acids.